UGAAUGGAAAAACACAACCUCACAGUGGUACAUGAAUUCAUUCUGAAGGGUAUCUCCUCACGUCCUGAGCUGCAGAAUAUACUCUUUGGGCUGUUCCUCAUCAUCUACAUGAGCACACUGGUGGGCAACUUGGGCAUGAUCAUCCUCACCAAGGUGGACCACAGGCUCCAAACACCCAUGUACUUUUUUCUCAGACACCUGGCUAUUACAGAUCUUGGUAAUUCUACAGCUGUGGGCCCCAAAAUGUUGGUAAAUUUUGUGGUGGAUCAAAAUACGAUCAACUAUUAUUUUUGUGCUACACAACUAGCUUUCUUUCUUUUUUUCAUUUAUUGUGAACUUUUUAUUCUGUCAGCAAUGGCCUAUGACCGCUACAUGGCCAUCUGUAAUCCUCUCCUCUACACAGUCAUCAUGUCACAAAGGGUAUGUCUCUUGUUGGUGGCAAUCCCCUAUCUCUACAGUACUUUUUUAUCUCUUCUAAUCACCUUAAAGAUUUUUACUUUACCCUUCUGUGGCUACAAUGUCAUCAGUCAUUUUUACUGUGAUAGUCUCCCCUUGCUAUCUUUGCUUUGUUCAAACACACAUGAAAUUGAAGUGAUAAUUCUGGUCUUUGCAGCUUUUGAUUUGAUUUCCUCUCUUUUGAUCAUUCUUGUGUCCUACCUGCUCAUCCUCAUAACCAUUCUCAGGAUGAAGUCUGCUGAGGGCAGGCGCAAGUCUUUCUCCACCUGUGGAUCCCACCUGACAGUGGUCAUAGUGUUCUAUGGGACUUUGAUAUUCAUUUAUUUGCAGCCAAAUUCAGGUCACUACUUUGACACUGAUAAACUGGCUUCCAUAUUUUACACCCUGGUCAUCCCCAUGUUGAAUCCCUUCAUCUAUAGCUUGAGAAACAAAGAUGUAAAAUAUGCCCUACAGAGGACAUGGAAAAAGAUGUGGAAUAUUUUUUCUUAA
This is a messenger RNA of Marmota monax (woodchuck), 945 nucleotides long. RefSeq names its product olfactory receptor 8K3-like. Gene Ontology annotation, biological process: G protein-coupled receptor signaling pathway; sensory perception of smell. Gene Ontology annotation, cellular component: membrane. The coding region runs from base 4 to 945 and encodes 313 amino acids. Gene Ontology annotation, molecular function: odorant binding; olfactory receptor activity; G protein-coupled receptor activity. The record is from RefSeq and is a predicted model, not a curated record. NCBI's taxonomy places the organism in Eukaryota, Metazoa, Chordata, Mammalia, Rodentia, Sciuridae. The transcript has a single exon.